This is a messenger RNA of Sitophilus oryzae (rice weevil), 6326 nucleotides long. RefSeq lists its product as uncharacterized. Gene Ontology annotation, molecular function: RNA polymerase II cis-regulatory region sequence-specific DNA binding; DNA-binding transcription factor activity, RNA polymerase II-specific; zinc ion binding. Gene Ontology annotation, biological process: regulation of transcription by RNA polymerase II. The record is from RefSeq and is a predicted model, not a curated record. Gene Ontology annotation, cellular component: nucleus. Lineage: Eukaryota; Metazoa; Arthropoda; Insecta; Coleoptera; Curculionidae. Bases 431 to 5443 code for a protein of 1670 amino acids. The transcript has 9 exons.
CGCCCGCACUCAAAAGCGACAAGUGACUCAGUCAGUCCAAUACGAAACGCGUCGCGGUAAAAGUAAGGGAGAGAGAGAGAUAAACGAGAAGACAAGACACAGAGAACAACACUAGAAAGACGACGAAAAGGUAAACAUCAUGGCUGUUGUGCAUAAACUGUUGUUACUACGCGACCGCCUCCAUCAGUGUUCGACACCGUUUCAAAUCCAGUGCUAAAUCAAUCAAAUCAUACAAACUAUGCGCCAUUAUAAUCAAAUCUAGUGAGAGUGCUAUAAAUUUGACACCAGUGGGACACCUACCUAUACAGUUAAAUCAUCGCAGAAUGUGAACCUGCUUGUUGCUGUCAAAAGAGAAUAGGCGAAAAAAAAAGGAAUAGCAGAGAAAGAAAGAGAAAUAGGGAGAUAGUGAACGAUCAGGUUAUACGUCGAUAUGGAAGUGGGCGUCGACAACUACCUGCACAAAAAGUUCAAGAAACAGUUGAGCAUCGACCACCACCGGCCGCAGAAUGACAAAGAGAACAAAGACUCGUCCAGAAACGUGGAGUCGCGCGAGGAAAAAAACCCCACCAUCACCCCCCUGAUCUACGACCACUCCACAGCCCCCACCACCAUAGUCACAGUGCCAAAUCCAAGUACAAACCCACCCAGUUCCACCACAAAGUCUUCCAUAUCAGUAGAAAUCAACACGGGGGUACCCGCCCCAUUGAAACGGAGCAUAUCAUACGCUGAAUACGACCCAAUCACCAACCAACGUGUGGUGGCAUCGCCACAACAAACCAUUACGUCUUCCAGUGCGGCAGAUGAUCUUAGUUAUUACAGAAGAGACUCCUGUACUCCGCCAAACAAUGAGGAAUAUGACGGUAUGAAAUCGGACGAUCCUCAGUCAACUCCAGAUAAAAACUCCACCGGAAAGUACGUUUGUACGUACUGUAACUUAGUUUGCUCGAAACCCAGCGUCUUACAGAAACACAUCAGGGCCCAUACGAACGAAAGACCUUACCCUUGUAACAGCUGCGGGUUCAGCUUCAAGACUAGGUCGAAUUUGUACAAACACUGCAGGUCGAGGACCCACGCGAACAGGCUCAACAAAGCACAGGAAGAAAUCACUGGUGAGGUUUUCAAGCAAAACAUAAACCACUCAGUUCAUCAAGGGAUGGAAAUAUCUGAAAAUGCCUCGGGAGAUUUAAAAAAUAAACCGUAUAAACCCCGAUUUCAUACAGUCAAAAGGUUCCUGGAUAAAGAAGCUUCAGAAGAUGACAGGGGGUUCAGUAGUACAGACCUUUCGCAUCAUAUCAACGAGAUUAUCAGCAAAAACAACUCGAUCAUCAACUCAAACGAUCACGGAUUGCUUAAAAAACGAUACUCGGACUCGGUAGAUAGCGUUAACAAUAACGAAUACGUGCAGCAAAGAGUUAACAGGCUUGAAGGAACGUACGUUGCUGACCCCAAGCCUGAAGAACCUCUGAAUUUGACGAAUAAAAACAGAAAAAGGUCUAUGAGCGAGGUGGCGGAACCAGUAAUACAAAAAAGCCUCAUCAAGGAGCUGUUAUUGAAGAGCCUUUCCUCCGAUAUGCAAUGCCUGUACUGCAAGAUGAUCUUCCAAACUGUCACUGAGCUGGAACUUCACAAACUCAGAAGCUGUAAAGGUAAACCCUCAGACGCCAAAUACACCAGAAGUAGUUCGGUGAAUGUGGCAUCAAUCCUGACCAAAAACAAGAACGCCUUUGACAGUAUGCCUCAGUUCCAGAACAGACUAUUUCCUCUAAAUUCUCCUGGGCCAUUUUUGGGUAAAACCAGACUGGUUGAAAGCGACAAAAGUAAGUCUUUCUCGUUCGACGGUGUGAAUAUUCCCUUACCAAUAAGUCCAGGAGAUCGCACUCCACGCUCACCCAAUUACUCACUCUCUCCGUUACCUUUUAAAGAUGACAGGAAUAAGGCUGUGAAGAUGUUUGGAGGUCAGGUAAAGGUCCACAGUGGGGGUGGGGAGACUAAAAGCUUUCGUAUCGAGAACAAAGAAGAUAAACAGGAAGUCGAUAGUGGUUUUGUCGAGUAUGGUGGCAAGUUAAGUGAAAAUCGUGUGGUUAAAUCGAGUCUUCAAUCUGGAGGAACGGUUUUGACUAACCAAGCUAACAAGGAAGAACGAAGGGUGUACUACGACGUGAUACGAGUAUACGAGAACACUUCAGUGUCUCCUAACAUCGACAUGGCGAAUUUGGGAAAGCCUCACUUCAACUAUGAGAAAAGAGAGGAGAAAGUAUCAAUUUCUGAACCUCCUCUACGACCACCUCUUGGUGACGUGGUGCUUUCAAAGAACGAAGUCCCUAGUCCUUCACACAAAUACACCAACAUCGCGGAUUUCAGUCAAAACGCCAUAAAACUCCUCACGCCGAACAUCAAACAACCCAGCAUCUCCCUUUCCAGUCUCGUUAUACCUUACAACGAUCCGAAACCAAGCUUGGUUUUGCACAGUCCCAGACUUAGGAAUGAGGAAGUUAUCACUCCCUCCGAGAACGAGAUUGAGGGAAAAUUCAGUAAAAAACGAACCGUUUUGGAGAAGCAAAUGGACAUAUCUUCGCCGGUGAGUAAUCUUUAUAACCCCAUGAAUUUAUUUGUUAACGGAAAGGUAGUUAGAUAUGUCCCUGGUAUUCCUGGACCAAUAGCCGCAGAAGGACCGAUUGAAAUGAUGUACGGGAGUAACAUCGUGGCUGUGGGAAAGCCUCAGAAAGAAAUACUAUCUCCCAUGCAACCUCCGGUUAUUUUGGACAGGAUAAUUUCACCCAAACCGACUCAAACAACUCAAAAAUCCUUUCUUUCUGUAGAAAAACUUACAGAAAAACCCACACUUUCCAGAAUGGAGCCUCCAGAGAACAAAACAAGUCUCAGCGAACGGAGGAGUCCUCUUAAACUCCCUGAGCAAAGAUCUCCGUCUAAGGAACUUAAAACAAGCAGUUCAGAAACGUUGGGGGAACCGAAAAAGUUCAUUAGGCCGAAUAGUCUCGCUCUAAAACCGACCACAGCAGCUUUGAAGCUGAAUCACGGGCUUACACCGACUAUUUUCAAUCAGAUUCUGAUCAGUCCUGAUACUCCCAGAGUGGCGAAGAAGUACGCUCAACAGUUCCUGAACGGCAACUAUUUCACGUACUUGGGAUUAAAGAGUUCCACGAAGCCUGUGUACUGUACCCUGAACAAGACCCAGCCUUUUUAUGUGCCCCAUUUUAAGAAAUUGAGCAUGUAUUCGGAAUGGAGACAGCAAGAUACGAAAAAUGACAGGUUGUACGUGAGUGCUUACGAUUCCAGGCAGAAGAACCAGAGGUAUACCACUGCUGGGAAGACUGUAGCGGAUUUGAUCAUACAUUCUAGUUAUAAGUUUGUGGUAUCAGAAUUGCCUAGCAAAAAUGACAAGAGCGAUGAUGGUUCCAAAUCGCUUGUCGGUGGUUACGAAAGUACCGAGGACUCGCCAUACGUCAGAGGAAGAGGUAGAGGUCGCUACGUCUGUGAUCAGUGUGGAAUACGCUGCAAGAAGCCUUCCAUGCUUAAGAAGCAUAUCAGAACACACUCGAAUGACAGACCCUAUACUUGCAGCCAUUGCAAUUUUAGCUUCAAGACCAAAGGAAACCUGACGAAACACAUGAAAAGCAAGUCGCAUUCGAAGAACUGCAACGACGGUGAAUCUUCAGGUCCCUCAGCUCACAUGAGCGCGUCCCAGAGCUCAGGAUCGGAUACGGAUGACAGCGGCAUGGAUAGCAGCGAUGAAUCGUUGACCCGACAACAAGAACAUGAAGCAGCUUAUGGAUUACUUUCUUUGUCUCAGAAAACCACCUCAAACGCUACGGGAGUCUCAGAGAUCCUAAGCCCUUCCGGCAUGGCACAAACGGGCAGUUCUUCCUCGAACAACGACCAGAUCAUGACCACGGAAGAGAUAGCUUACGUCAGCAAGACCAACUACGCCAAAAACAAGUUCCUCGAUAACUUAAACUACAAGCCUAGCAAGGAAAUCGGUGAUAAUAUCUCUAGCGAAGAAAGAAACGAUUCUAGGGACGAAGAACAAAGUCUGGCAACGUAUCUGGGCAAAACCACAAUGUCCAGGCCUUUGACUUAUCCGUACACCUCUUUGCUGGUUUCUGGAAGUAAAGAGGUACAAACACCGGUCUUUGAAGAAGUUAAAAGAGUGAUAGCAGAAGAAAAAUCGGAACCCAAGAACAUAAAACAGUUUCACGUGAUACAAAAGUAUGCUGCCCCUCCUUCGCCGGAACCUGCCUAUCCAGAACCACCUAUAGAAAGAACUGUAAUCAGUAAAGUACCAAACAACGUUCCCAAGUACCUUGCCAGUCCCGUUCCGACCUUGAAAGUAAACGAUGUGGUUAUCCAGGACAAUCCUUCGGAAAGGAAACGGAAAAUCACUUUUGCUGACAGUAACUAUCAGGGGAAAGUACACAGAAACGACGAGGUAAUGGAUUUAUCUAUGGCAAACAGUGAAAAAAGGGACGUACAUCCUGUUCCCGAGCCUGGAACGUUUAUAACCUAUGAAGAGUUGAAAAUGAACCAAGAAAUAUACUCCCAACCUCGGAAUUACUCGCCUAGAAGCCCCCAAACGACUGAAAAAGAGCCUCUACUCAUACUCAAGCAUCAAACACCUCACGAACCGCCUCCUCAAACUCACUACAGCUACCCUGAGAGUGAUCCUCAAAACACCAACAGCAGUGACGCUCCGAAAAUCGUGGAAUACGACAACAGCGCUAUGGAGACUUUGGCGGACGUGGCCACCAAGCAGGUGAAGUUGGAGAAGAAUAUGCUGGCUAAGAGCGUGGCCACAGAGUACUUGAAGCUGAUGACGCAGAACGAGGGACCGGAAGGUGGUACCAGGGACGUGGGGGCCUUGAUAGGGUUGCACAAAGAUGUUAACGAUCUCCUUGUCAAGCCUGAGGGGAACAAGAGCUGUUCUAUCUGUUCGAAAAGUUUUAACAAGCCUUCGCAAUUGAGGUUGCACAUGAAUAUACACUACCUAGAGAGACCCUUUCGUUGUGAUUCGUGCUCUGUAAGUUUCAGGACCAAGGGGCACCUACAAAAACACGAAAGAAGUGCUAGUCAUUAUAGUAAGUUAUCCUCAUCUCCCGCCCAAUCCUCGUCAGAGCCGAGGCCUUUCAAGUGUUCAGACUGCAACAUAGCGUUCAGGAUACACGGCCACCUGGCCAAGCAUCUGCGCUCCAAGAUGCACAUCAUGAGGCUGGAAUGCCUGGACAAGAUACCUUUUGGCCUGUACGCGGAACUGGAGCGGUCCAACAGUUUGUUGACCGAAAUCAAUACUAGCGACGUGGACCAAUGCCUAGAGAGUUUAAAGACUUUAGCGAAAAAAGUGUUUAUCAAUGAUCCGAACAAGCUCCAAACGAUUUUCACCAAUCACCAAGCGGAGCAUCCCGGAUCAAAUAUCAACCAAAAUAGUUAAUAACUAAUUGACGUAUGUAAGCUACAACUAUUUAUUCAUUAGCUACAACUAUAUUUUAUACACAUCAAGACUGAACCGACAUAGGGAAAAGCUAGAUAAACAAGAUUUAUACAUUUUAUACGUAUUGUUUUUAGCGAGAGCUAGAGCUAGAAUUUUAUAAAAUAUAACAAUUAUUUUUUUAGUAAAGAACGAUAAAUAGAUAGAAACCGCGAAAGACAUUAUUAUUUAGUAAUCCUUUAUUGUAGAAUUAUACAUAACUAAUUAUAUUAAAAAUAUGUUAAAUGACCCGAAAUGAGAUGAUUUUUUUAUAAUACUAGUUCAAAACUUUAAAUGUUCCAGUUAUCGAGAAAAAAAACGGCGUCGAAGACAGUCAAGGUCAAGCCCUAAACGGCCUUAAGGAUAGGUUGUAAUUUAUUUUUAUAUUGAAUAAAAACGAUUUUCAAAAACGAGUCUAGAGAUUGACCUUGCCAAAUUAUGAUCGGUUUCAUUCCCAGCCCUCUUUGACGCCGUUUUUUUUUUUCGAUCAUACGGUAAUCAUAUAAAAUAUUAUACAGGGUGUCUCUGAAAAUACGAGUAAACGAUAGAUCUGGACAAAAGAAACAUAUAUUUUCUCUUAACCGUUUUUAUGAUAACUUGUGACACUGUAUAUUGAGACACCGGGUAUAGUAUCAGAAACGAAAUAUUUUGAACGUUUAGAAGAUUUGAGUUGGUAUUUUGAUUGUUAUGGUUGAAUCGUGAGAGUGUGGUAGUUUAAAAAAGAUAUUGUACACUUUGAUUUUUUUAUUGUAUCAAAAUUAAUACAAAUUUUCAUAUACAGGGUGUUUCAAAACAAAUGCGAAAAACUUCAGGGGGUGAUUCCUUGUUCAAAAUAAAGGGUAGUUUG